AUGACAUCUGCUUUUAUAAUCCUAUUCUAUAUUUCUUGCUAUUUUCGAAUCGCACGUAUACACUUACUUUAUUUUGUUUUCAACGACAUUUCCAUUCCUUUUCAUCAUUCUUCUUCUAUGAAUAAACCAUUAUCUGCCCAAGUGAUAUUCCUCUAUAAGCAACUCUCUUCUUCAAGAGAAUCCUUGCAAGGAAAUAAAGAAAUCGUACACACGGUAAUAAACGUGAUGGAUUCACAUACAGACGAAUCAGAAGUUUCAAUGCUUUAUAAUGCCCACGAUAGAUUUUCAGAUUCUUCUAUAUUGGAGUCUUCUUCGUAUCUCACUACCGAGGAUUACUACGAAGGAUACUCACAUUUUUUGGAAAAUAAACGUAUAGUAGGUGACUCAAGCAGAAAUUGUAGUAGAUCGAAUAGUGUACAAAGUUGUUUAAAUACUACAAAUGAUGGAAUAACGGACUCUUCGCCAUGCGAUAAACAUCAUCAUAGAAGAAAUUCAGUCGCAGUCAAAUUUAAUAAACCUGAUUAUAAAAAAAUUCUAAUAUAG
Kazachstania africana CBS 2517 is the source of this 543-nucleotide messenger RNA. RefSeq lists its product as uncharacterized. NCBI's taxonomy places the organism in Eukaryota, Fungi, Ascomycota, Saccharomycetes, Saccharomycetales, Saccharomycetaceae. Bases 1 to 543 code for a protein of 180 amino acids. The transcript has a single exon. The record is from RefSeq and is a predicted model, not a curated record.